Messenger RNA from Colletotrichum navitas, 938 nucleotides. RefSeq lists its product as uncharacterized. The transcript has a single exon. The coding region runs from base 367 to 603 and encodes 78 amino acids. The record is from RefSeq and is a predicted model, not a curated record. Lineage: Eukaryota; Fungi; Ascomycota; Sordariomycetes; Glomerellales; Glomerellaceae.
CCUACCUACCUACCUACCUACCUCCCUCUGUGCCACUGCUUCGAGCCUCCCGACUUAAAUACUCCAUCACCUGCACUCCCAUCCGGACGAGCCACUCCCACCCCAUCUACUGCUCCCAUCUAUAGUUCUAAAGCUCCGCUCUAUCUUGUCUGGAUCGACAUCAUUUCAACCCUGCCCAGCGCUUGUCAAACAAGAUUCUCUAUCUACCGUAGGCUUUACAAACCCCCGUCACAUCCCCAGACUUGUCCCUAGGACCCAAUCUUCCCGGUACGUGAAUCCCGUCGACCAUCUACGGUGUCAUUGAGGCGUUGCGUCUCUGACACUACGUGGCAGCUCUUCAUAGCCCACGACCACAACAUCACCAAAAUGCCCGCAAGUCAGAUUGCUUCGCCUAUGCCAAUUCCUCCCCAGCGGAGGAAUUUGCGUCUGAUGACGGGCCACGAUCUCUACACCAGUCUCAACGCAACUCUCGCCUCGACCACCCACCGCCCAGUGACGCCCGUUCGUAUGAUCCGAGAGAACGACUACAGCGUACCCGCCCCUCCACCACCAAGCCCAGUCUCUUUCGCUGCGGAACACUGGCAGUCAUCGAUCCGCCGCUAGACUGCCUCAGUCGGGUCUACGACCAAUGAGCAAUAUGCCCUAUGUUCGACACAUACGGGUCUCUUCACUUGUACAACCAGCAUACGGACUAUCAUGGGAGCAAAGGGCAAAAUGGGAUACAGAGAAAAAAGUCAUUCGAAUCGCGAACGGUGUUUACGUUCAAGAGCAGGGCAGGCAACAACGUUGGGGUUUCUUCUUGGUCUGCACAUGGUAUUGGCAACAAAACCCGAAAACUGGUGUUAGCUAGGGACGAGGAGCAUCUACGGAUUGCUCGUAAUUGUAUGAUUGCAUUCGCGCGUACCAAGGAGAAUUGUCUUCCAACUAUGAAAUCACAU